This is a messenger RNA of Lepisosteus oculatus (spotted gar), 4061 nucleotides long. It is a transcript of the gene st6galnac6, whose product is annotated as ST6 (alpha-N-acetyl-neuraminyl-2,3-beta-galactosyl-1,3)-N-acetylgalactosaminide alpha-2,6-sialyltransferase 6. NCBI's taxonomy places the organism in Eukaryota, Metazoa, Chordata, Actinopteri, Semionotiformes, Lepisosteidae. Gene Ontology annotation, molecular function: alpha-N-acetylgalactosaminide alpha-2,6-sialyltransferase activity. Gene Ontology annotation, biological process: oligosaccharide metabolic process; ganglioside biosynthetic process. The record is from RefSeq and is a predicted model, not a curated record.
UAGGACUCAGCGGAUACUCGUCUCCUCCUGAAACAGGAGAUGCUGGGAGGCUGGGUGACGCGUCUCGUCGUUUCAGCGAAAACGGAAUGGAUCAAAACCGAUUAAGAAGCACAGAUCGAAUGAAGACUGAACAAGUGAAGAUGGGAUUGUAGUCCUUGCACAGCAAGCAGAAUGGCACAUAGGCGUGGGGAUAAGCAGGGGCAGCAAAGCCAGAAGAUAGUCAUCUUUGGGGCCAUCUUCCUCCUCACGACGCUGCUCAUCCUCUAUAACUCCAACACUGGCAACGACAGCUACAACCCACUGCGAAACGGCCAUCACUUCACUGUUCGCUCCACUGACCUCAAGAAGUGGGCGUCUGAGGAUGGCUACAUCUCUGUAUAUGGGAACAAGACCUUGAACCUUCACUGUAGGCACUGCGCCUUGGUGACAAGCUCAAGCCACCUACUGGGAAGCAACGUAGGCAACGAGAUCGACCAAGCGGACUGCGUGAUCCGUAUGAACGACGCGCCCACGACGGGCUUCGAGAGGGACGUGGGGAACCACAGCACGGUGCGGGUGGUGGCGCACUCCAGCGUGUACCGCGUGAUCCGUCGGCCCAGCGAGUUCCUGAACAAGACCCUGGACCCUGUGCUUAUAUUCUGGGGGCCUCCUUCCAAGAUUGGCAAAGAAGCCAAGGGCACGCUCUUUCGCCUCAUCCAGAGGGUCAGCAUGGCGUUCACCAAUCUUUCUGCCUUUAUCAUUGCUCCCAAGAGGAUGCGCCAGUUUGAUGACCUCUUCCAUAAAGAGACCGGAAGGGACAGGGAAAAGUCUCGAUCGUGGCUGAGUACCGGAUGGUUUACCAUGGUGAUUGCCAUCGAGAUGUGCGAUAGUGUUCAUGUAUAUGGGAUGGUUCCACCACACUACUGUAGCAGGAGACCCCAGCCCAAAAAGAUCCCAUACCACUACUACGAGCCCCGCGGGCCUGAUGAAUGUACGACCUACAUCCAGAAUGAGAGAGGGAGGAGGGGCAACCACCAUCGCUUCAUUACUGAGAAGCAGGUGUUCGCACGCUGGGCCAAGCAGUACAACAUCACCUUCUCCUACCCGAAGUGGUGACCUUAUGCACAGGAGGUGUAGUAAGAGGGGUGGAGGAGGGGUGCAGACACCCUCUUCAAUCUCCCUUUUCCCUGGUCCGCUUCACUCUUACAGCGAAGGCAUUCCUGAACACAGUCAACGCUCUGUGCUCAGCAGGUAAAACCCUACAAUCUGAGCAUUAUUGGAGAACACUGAACACUUUGCUAGCUGCUGCAGCACCUUUUGUGAUUCCCCUGAAGGCAUCGCGUUAUCUGAUUUAUGCUGCAGGUAUUUGCCGAUAGUUUUGUAAAAUAAGAAUCACAGGAGUCUGUUGUUUUCAUAAAAAUGUAUUUUUGGCAUAUUUAUAGUUCUUUGUAGAAAAGACCACAGAAAUUGGGUAUUUGUAUUUUUGUCUAAAUCCUCAAUGGAAUUUAAAUGUAUUGCUGCAAGUAAGGAUUGUUUUCCUAUUUUCCUAGAAACUCUGUAUACAGAAACUGUGCUACAGGUUACAGUGACCUUUUGCACCACAACCAACUAUAAACAUUUUUCUGUAGAGAUGAAGUAUCUUUCUUAAAAUAUUUUCAUUUUUAUCCCUUUUUGAUACAAUGGCUUUCAUUCAGAAACGGUCGGUUGUUUUCUUUCUCUGCUUUUGAAAAUCUCUAGGAAACAAGGGCGUUUGAACACAGUCAAGCUUUUGGUUUUUAGAUUUCACACAGCGUUCAGCUAGUUCUAAGACAAAAGCUGCUUUUGUGUUUUGAUUUAAGGCGCCCACUAAGAGAGCUACAUGAUGUCUGGCCUGACACAAUGCAAGUCACGAACAAGUAAAAGCAGACAACUUAUGGGUAUUUUAUAGUCAGUGUUACAAAUUGUUCUUUUUUUUUCCUCAUCUCUCUACUGAACUGUGUGGUUAAGGUGCACUGCUCAGUUCAGCUCCUACUGUAAUGAUCUCAGUGGCUGCCUUAAAACUGCCAUUGUUCCUUUACAGUACUGUCCAAAACAAAGGUUUUGAAUAAAUCAGACAAAGAAGAAUGUACAGUAUAAUGAAUGUCAAUGUUUUUCAAUAUUGUUCAAUAUUGUUGUAAACUACUGUAUAUAAUGAAGUAUAUUGUUUUAUUGACAUAGUAAUGCAGUUUUCUUCAAUGAAAGAAUGAGUUUGACUUUUAUUCUGUAUGCAGAAGUGCAAAUGCUUUUUGUCUGUAUAUGUAAGGUUCAUAAGGAGCUGUAGAAACAGUUGCAAUUGAGAGGAAGCCAUUUGGCCAAUGUAACCUACAGUAUUUAGUAGUUAGCAGCUAAUUUAUCCUAGGAUCUCAUCCAGCUGUUCCUUGAAGGAAGCCAUGAUAAUGAGUGCUGUGUGGGAGUGUGUUAUGGCGUGAAGCUGUAGCUUUACACAAAGCUGUACUGAAGAAUCUGCAGCUGUCAUCUAUGGUCUCAUAUGUACCUCAUAUUUGUACCAAAUUUAAAUACAAUACUGUUUUCACACGAGUUUUGAAAGCUCACAUUGUAGUUUCCUACAAAUUUAUUCACACAUCUGAAGCAAUGUAACCGAAAGUUGCUUUAACAAAUGAAUUUGUAACUAACUGUACAGUUCUAAGGACCCUCUAGGGACACAUUUGUACUACUGAAAUGAAAUACACUGUUCUAUCGUGCUUUAUUACAUACUGGUUUCACACUGUUUUAAACUAUAAGCUUAACUCCAAGUGGUAUAAUUUUUAAGACUGAAUUCUUACUGCAAAAACUGCCACUUAAUCUUGAGUAUGUGGUCCUGAGGUGUGUUAUGGAAAACAACACAAAUGAUGCCAGACUGCAAUAUUUGUAAAAGGCCUUUCUGAAAAUAAGUCCGUUUAGCUAGAAAUUUCGGCUUCACUGUUAACACAAAAACAAAAUGCAUAUUACAAUUUAUUGUGAACAUGUGCAAUGUAAGGAAUUUACUGAAACACUUUAAAAACAUAAUACCAUAUUCUAGUUAAACAACUGACAGGGUAGUGUAAGGUUGUUUUAUGAAGUUUAGGCAGUAUUUCAUUGUGAACCUGUUUCUGACAAGGUUAUAUGGUGCAACAAGUCCCUCUGAAAGUGAUAGGUACCAGCCUUAACUCAACUAUAAGUACAGUAUGUAAACAACAAGGCUCAGACUGGCAGAGCACUGUGAUCCCAUAUUGGCACAGGAAAGUUUGCGUUAUCUUCUAUGUGUAGGGAUAAGGAUAUCAUACUGAUGUUUGUGUUGCUGUAACAGGUCUGCAAAUAUUGCUAUCAUCAUGUUAUACAUUGAUCUUACCAAAUAGUCCAAGUUAUCAAGUUUGUGGUCUGCAGACCUUGUCCCUUGUUCUCAAGGGAGAAUUAACAAAAGAGUUAAAAGCUUAACGCACACAAGCAGCUACUGCAAGCACAAGCAAUUUUACAAAGUAAAUUGUCUUUGACAGAACAAUAUGUGCAGCUGUUCUACCAUGAUUCGUAAGACAUGAGUCCUAACUCUUUUGCCGAUUUUAUACAAAAUAAAAUGUCAAGUUAGUCAGCAUUGUAUGAUGAAUAUGAAUAGUAAGGGGUGGAAUUACUUUGUUUCUAAAAUGUGUCAGUGUUUUAAACGCACAAUAUGUGUGGAAAGGAACCUAAAGGUAUAACUCAGGCCUUGAAAUGUAUAUUUUAAAAUGCUUCUGCUGCUGCUCACCUUUAGGGGCUCGAAAGAUGUGGCUCCUGACUACAUCAGUGAACAGGUAACACCCCAGCCCUUUAUUUUGGUCAUCUCUUCAGAUUCUGGAUUUCUUUCGGUACAAUUACGAGACAUUGAGCCCCUUGAGGGACUGUGCUUUCUGUGCUGUUGCUCCAAAGUAGAAUGAUCUUCCAGCCCCUAUUAGAACUUGCAAGUCCCAUACCUCUUUCAAAUCCCAUCUUUAUUUAUUUUUACUUUAUUUAUUUAUGUGUAUGUAUCUCGGUUGUUUUUGCCUGGUUUUAAGCACCUAAAGAUGAUGUGUCAUGAGAGACACUGUAUAAAAUAAAGAUGAUAAAAUCCUAAA